UUGUCUAAGAUUUUGAUGUACUUUUCAUAUUGCUGAAAGUUACCAUAAAACAAAGAUAUAACAUCAAAUACUUAAAUAAUGCAUCACUGUGUCUAUAAAAAGUCUCCUAAUCAUUAAUUAAUUGAUUAAACUCGUCCGAACUCACCGUGUUAAUUAUGCAUCGGAAGUUUUUCCGACGUCUACCGAAGCUGAGUUUUACAUACCCGGAUGCAGCGUAAUGGAUGACGAGGUAAGCACAUGACAGUAAUCUUAUGUGAUAAUAAAAUUAUUCAUACAUAGUGGAAGGUGUAUUGCAAGCCUAUCCCUUCCAGAAAGUAUUAUUUAAUCCAUUUCUAUUAAUAAAUUGUAAUAGAUCAAUGACAAUUGUUUCCGUUCGAUGUUUUGUACAUUGAAACAUGAAUGGGGUACCCAAAGGGGUAUUUUUUUUAUUCCAGUAAAAUUGCAACAUAAAACAUCAUAAUAAAUUGUGAGCGUUUCAUACUUAUAAUACAAACUAGAUUAUUAUAUACGGAAAAAAAUGGGUAUGAAAAAUUGAUAAAUAUGAUAUUCGAUGUGUAGUGUCUCUGUUUCAUCAGUUAACAUAUAGACGUUCUAUUUUUAUUAUCACGGACACCUGUUUUUUUUUAUCAACAAGUCGUUCAAUAUACAGCCAAAGAUUGAAAUAUUCUACCUCUUUUAUAUAAGUGUGAUGGGAAAAUCCUUCCCUUUAACACUUUAUUUCUAGAGGGGAUUGAAUUGUUUUGGUUAUAUUGAGCCACCUUUGCAAGUUUAUAAUAAAAUUUCAGGUGACUGUGUCAUGUUAGAAUUUACGUAAAAUAUCUUUAGAUUUUACCCCCUGUAAAUAUGCACAUUCCAGUUUAUCUGUAAAGCAGAAAUGAUGGUUCUCUGCUUCAAAAUUAGGGGGGGGGGAUCAAUUAAACAUACAACUAAACACUGUAAUAACCAACCAAAAAUGUAAAAUGAAAAAAAAAUCAAUCAGAAAAAUCGAUCUAUCAGAUACAAGUUAACACCCGUCUUACUUUUUUUUUAUAUAUAACAAAGACAAACAUGUAUUGGUGGUUAUUUCAGGACUCUAGAAGCUCAAUGUAUCCACAUGAUACCGGUAGUUCUGACAGCAGCGAGCCAGCUGAUCCUGACCAGACAAUUAGAAGAGGUAGAGGUAGAGGUAGAGGUAGGGGCCGGGGUCGUGACACCCUCAGGGGUGUAAGAGGGAGGGGCAGAGGACCAAGGAGAGCUUCAAGAGGAAGAGGUCAACCACGCAGGGGAGCUGCUGAUGGACCCAACAGGGCUCAGGUAGCAGCAGCUACUUUAGAGGAGAGAAAUCGUCAGUUGCAGGAUAGAAUUUCUCGUCUAUCGGAUUGUGACCUGAGGGGACUUGUUGUCGAUAUCGCAUCACAACACCCUGAAUUCGUGUUCGACGUUUUGGACAGGGACGACGGACAGCAUGGCGGACAUCAUCCUCCACCAGAUGGUCCUACCCCGGCCUGGUGUACCUGCACAUAUUGCCGGGAAAUGCCAACGGAAGCAGAGAGACGAUGUUGUGGCAGAACUAGACCAAACUGCUACUCAAGACUGCCUGACUUCUACUUGAUUGUCCUGGACGAGGCAGUUCUUGCAGUGGCAAGAAGGCUGAGGGAGGAGUUGCUCGUCAUGCCCCCUGAUGAAGACCUUAAUAGAGCAAACAGAUUUGCGGCCUACAGGCAGUUCAUAGUCUGGCAACAUGGCAGACUUGGGGCAGGGAUUAGACGUGUGAUACCCAGCUGUUGUGUUUGGCGCAUCCGGGACAAGUAUCCCAAUCCAUUUGGACAAUAUAAAGGUUUCGUUGGGGGGAGGUUCAAUUGAAAUUAAAUUACAUUUGCA
Molecule: messenger RNA, 1860 nt
Organism: Magallana angulata
Lineage: Eukaryota; Metazoa; Mollusca; Bivalvia; Ostreida; Ostreidae
Exons: 3
Coding region: 1048-1842 (264 amino acids)
Source: RefSeq, a predicted model, not a curated record